Molecule: messenger RNA, 2100 nt
Organism: Mesorhabditis spiculigera
Lineage: Eukaryota; Metazoa; Nematoda; Chromadorea; Rhabditida; Rhabditidae
Source: the annotation of a GenBank genome assembly
AUGACUAAACUCACAGCUGCCGAUCGCAGGCUAACUGCUAACAUUGACUUUCUCAAACGUCUUCAAAAGUCGAAAGACACGAAGCGGAUUCUGAAGAAGGCUUCUUGUAGUCAACUGGGCUGUCUCAUCGAGUCGAUGUACAACGUUAACAAUGGAAACGUACCUUUGCACAAGUAUGAAGUCCGCAAGCUGAAGCGGCAUCUUGGGACGAUUGACGCAUUGGCACGACAGCGUCAGGCGACGGCAUUCUGCCAUUCAUUCUACCUGCACUCAUCGAUCUGGCUGCAAGAUUCAUCUUCAAUGUUUCGUAAAAUGCGACUAGUUCCCUUUACCCCUGGGCCCACCUCAUCUACUUCUACUACUACCCCUCCAAUUAUUAAAGGCGACGGUGCUCCUUUCACUCGUUUUACUCAAGAUGAUGUCGAUAAGCAACGGCUGCAGGUGCUCGACCAGCAAAUGCAGCGUACUCUAAACGACAAACGUAUCCCCGACAACGUAAAGACACCCCUCUACAAUCAGCUCCUUGCCGUGUUCACUGACCUGCUCGCCGAGUUGCGCAAGCGUCACCCUCAAACUAAACGAGAGCCAUCUCCCGAUCGAUACCCGAUGCCCACUGAUCUGACGUAUCCAGAGCCGGAGCGGGAGCCAGAGCCCGAGCCUGAGGUGGGGCCUCCACCGAAGAAGAAGGCUAGGCUGAAGGCCAAAACCAAGCUCCCCAUCGUCACGCCUUCGCCACGUUUGCUGCGCAGUGGCAAAAACUUUGGGAAGGAAUUUAUUGCAGAGCUGAACAAGAGCUUCCCACGCGUAGAGUCAGUAAAAGGACGUCUGAUUGACGGAAAACUGGUGAUGGACGGUGAAAUUGACAGGAUCGUCACUCAUCUGAACUCUCCCGUGAAUAGACGGAGAGGCACACCUGUACAUCUCGAUCACGUGUUUGACGCACUCGAGCGCGCUAGCCCGUCUUCCCCAUUCAGCGCCUACUACCACACACCCGGCAACGACGACUUUGAAGAGGAGGUCGUGGACACUUCGCGUACGCCCCGCUAUCAGAAGACGCCUGAUCUUUGGACUUCUCUUGAAAAUCCGUCUGCCUUCACUUCCGCAACUGUGCUUCGCCGCGUCGGCAAGGAGCACGGGUAUUCUAAGGAGCAAAUUGAAGAAUUUCUCCGAGGCACACCAAGCCACUACGUUCACGCACCUGCUCGCGUACGUUACCCACGCUUGAGGAUGACCAGUACUCAGUGCUGGACCCAUCUCCAGGCCGACUUGGGAGAUCUCAGCUCGCUGUCGACUUGGAACGACGGCAUGAAGUGGCUGCUUCUAGUUGUCGACGUCUACUCCAAAUUCAUCAUGGUCGCAGCAUUGCCCGAUAAACGACCUGCAUCUGUUGCCGAAGCUAUGCGUAAAAUGUUCACAAAAUGGAUUCCGUUUAAUUUGCUCACCGACAAGGGCAAGGAGUUCACUACAGGUGCCAUGCUACAACUCUACGCAGACCUGAAAAUUAACCAUUUCACUCUACGCGGCAGCGACCAGAAGGCCCAAGUAGCCGAAGCUCAUCUGAAGACGAUCAAGUACAAGAUUUACCGUUACUUUACGCAUAACAAUACCCGACGUUGGGUGGAUGUCGUGCAACAAAUUGCCGAAUCGCUGAAUAAAACUCGCAGCACCGUGACUGGGAUGCGUCCGGUUGACGUGAAUUUCGACACAAAAAUCCCAAAUCAGCAGCCACAGAUUGCCGACAGCUCAAAGUUCCAGAUUGGUGAUACUGUGGUACUUUCUAAUCGUCGUGAGACGUUUCAGAAGGGGUUCCGAGGCUUGUGGGGCUCUGAACUAUUUGUCGUGCGCCAGAUUGACAUGCGUGUCCCGGUCACUUAUCGUGUCUCCGACUUGAACGGUAAGAAGAUUGAAGGAAGAUUCUACGACGCUGAGCUGCAGCGAGCCGAGAAUUCUGAUGGCGUGUACAAGGUUGAGCGGAUUAUUGACGAAAGACGGCGAAAGGGGAAGCUGGAAUACCUGGUCAAAUGGCUCGACUACGACGACGAGUUCAACUCUUGGGUGCGAGCUGAAGACGUUAUCGACCUGAGAACACAUCCUUCUGAA